This is a messenger RNA of Pyricularia grisea, 1865 nucleotides long. RefSeq lists its product as uncharacterized. The record is from RefSeq and is a predicted model, not a curated record. Lineage: Eukaryota; Fungi; Ascomycota; Sordariomycetes; Magnaporthales; Pyriculariaceae. The transcript is spliced from 5 exons. Gene Ontology annotation, biological process: L-arabinose metabolic process; polysaccharide catabolic process. Gene Ontology annotation, molecular function: alpha-L-arabinofuranosidase activity. Bases 342 to 1865 code for a protein of 507 amino acids.
AACAGAACGAUGGAGAUCAACCCCGAAAAACACCGUUUUAUCCGUCUCGGCCUUUUAGCGCUCCAAUUAACCACAAGACAUGGCCACGAGCACCCCCGCGUUGUGCCGGGAAAUCGGGUUAAAUCAAUCCUGACACGGCCUUACCCCGCCAGUACCUCCAACGCCCAUGGGCUGCUUAUGGCCUGAUAUUGUUUACGAAAUGUCAAGAUCGGAUGUGAUGGCGUUAGGGGUCACUGAAACCUCAUGGUUUUGACAUCUCUCACGGUUCUGACUAUUCGGUACACAGAGAGAACGUGAUAGUCACAUUCACAACCAAGUGGAAAGUCGCCGACACACUCAACAUGGCAACGUUUACACGCCAAUCGGACCAUGCUGAGCCAGCAAUCUUUGUCAAUCCAGCUCACAAGAUUGCCAAAAUUGAAGACAAUACCUAUGGUGGCUUUACAGAGCACAUGGGACGUUGCAUCUAUGGGGGAAUUUACGACCCUGGCAACUCCCUAUCCGAUCAGCAUGGCUUCCGUACGGAUGUCAUAGAAGCAUUUAAAGAGCUCAACUGCCCUGUCGUUCGAUAUCCCGGAGGUAACUUUGUCGCAACCUACCACUGGCAAGAAGGAAUCGGUCCGAAGGAAAAGCGCCCAAAGAAGCUCGAGCUUGCCUGGAAAGGCAUUGAACCAAACGAGUUUGGAACAGACGAGUUCAUGAAAUGGUGCGAGAUUGUGGGAACGGAGCCUUAUAUUGCACUGAAUUUCGGCACUGGAACUCUUGACGAAGCUAUGGGAUGGCUUGAGUACUGCAACUCAAGUGCCGAUAGCCAUUACGCCAACCUUCGUAGGCAAAACGGGAGAGACAAACCAUACAAUGUCAAAUAUUGGGCCUUGGGAAAUGAGUGCUACGGCGACUGGCAGGUUGCACAGAUGAACAAAGAAGACUACGCGAAAAAGGCAUGGCAGUGGGCAAAAGCACUGAAACUAAUCGACCCCACGAUCCAACUCAUUCUCUGCGGUGAGAAUGGCUACUCAACAUGGGACUACUACGUCACCCACGAGUGCAUAUCUCCUUCAUUCUCCGUCCUCAAGGGCAGCGCAACCCUCAUCGACAUGCACAGCAUUCACAUCUACACCGCCUCGGCCGAGCACCUCAAGAACGCCACGGCACCCAGGUCGGCGGAACGCGCCAUCGAGAUCACGUCCUCACUCAUAGACCUCGCUCGCAUCGAGAACAAGGUGCCGCCCAGCAUACCCAAGCAGAAGAUAUGCUUUGACGAGUGGAACGUCUGGGACCCGGAGCGAGCCCUGGGCCACGAGGGCGCCGAAGAGAAAUACACGCUCUCCGACGCGCUCGCCGUGGCCGUUUGGCUCAACGUCUUUGUACGCCAGGCCAAGCACAUUGGGAUGGCCAACAUUGCCCAGUCGGUCAACGUCAUAUCCCCGCUCAUGACGAGCAAAAAGGGCAUCUACAAGCAGACUACCUGGUGGCCCCUUUUGCUGUUCAGCAAGUACAUGCGUGGUCACACCGUCGCGGUGCAUGUGCAGAGCGGGGAGUACGAUGGUCCGACCAAGCCAGUGUGGAUCAGGGGCACAAUCGAGACGCCGUGGCUCGAUGUCAGCGCGUCCAUUAACGACGAGGGGGUUGUUUCUUUGGUUGUGGUCAACAUCCACGAGGAUAAGAGCUUUUCUACUCAACUGAAUGGGGUUAAACAGGCCGACGAUGGGGAUAUUGAGGUCUACACCGUCACGGGGCCGAACGUGAACAGUCGCAACACUGAGGAAAAGCAGGAGGUGGGCAUCACGGAAAGCAAGUGGGACGGAAAGGGUCCCUACGAGUUCCCGAAGGCUUCCAUGACUAUGCUCCGCUGGAAGCCGUAA